Messenger RNA from Abrus precatorius (Indian licorice), 2561 nucleotides. RefSeq names its product receptor like protein kinase S.2-like. NCBI's taxonomy places the organism in Eukaryota, Viridiplantae, Streptophyta, Magnoliopsida, Fabales, Fabaceae. The transcript has a single exon. Gene Ontology annotation, molecular function: ATP binding; protein kinase activity. The record is from RefSeq and is a predicted model, not a curated record. Gene Ontology annotation, cellular component: plasma membrane. Bases 1 to 2541 code for a protein of 846 amino acids. Gene Ontology annotation, biological process: protein phosphorylation.
AUGCCCUCAGAUUUUGAUGAACUAGAACCACUUCAUGCAAAUGAUCCACAAGCCAAUAAUCACUAUGAAGGGUCACAAAAAGUAAAGGCCAAAAAGCACCCUCAUGGGGCAUGUGGAGGCCAAGUUGUUACAUUCCUUCAUGGUUCUUUUACUAGGUUGUGUGACACAAAGUGGUGGAACAUGAACCUAUGCCAACAUGGGGCAAGGAAAACCAAGCGCAUCAAGAACAACUCUUGUGUGUUUCAUGACAUGGAGGGUGUGCAACUCUCUACAAAGAUUGGAAGGGACAGCAACAACCCAAGAAUUUUCAGCUAUGCUGAGCUUUACAUAGGAUCAAGGGGUUUCUCUGAUGAAGAAGUUCUAGGAAGUGGAGGGUUUGGCAAAGUGUACAAGGCUGUUAUGCCUAGUGAUGGAACAGUGGUUGCUGUGAAGUGUUGCUUAGCAGGGAAAGGACACAAAUUUGAGAAGACUUUUGCCGCAGAAUUAGCUGCAGUGGCUCAUCUUCGCCACAAGAACCUUGUUCCUUUAAGGGGUUGGUGUGUUUUUGAGGAUCAACUCUACCUUGUGUAUGAUUACAUGCCUAAUAGUAGUCUUGACAAGGUACUAUUUCGUAGGCCUGAGAAGAACUUGAAGGAAGAGACUCUUGGUUGGUUGAGGCGUGUGAAGAUUGUGAAAGGUUUGGCAGCUGCAUUACACUAUUUGCAUGAACAGUUGGAGACUCAAAUCAUUCAUAGGGAUGUGAAAGCCAGCAAUGUCAUGCUUGAUUCCCAUUAUAAUGCUAGGUUGGGUGAUUUUGGAUUGGCAAGGUGGCUAGAGCAUGAGCUUGAGUAUGAAGCAAGGAAGGCCUCAACAAAGUUUGACCAUUUCAGGAUGAGUGAGACAACAAGGAUUGGUGGCACAAUUGGGUACUUGCCCCCUGAAAGUUUUCAGAGAAGAAGCAUAGCUACCUCAAAAUCUGAUGUUUUUAGCUUUGGGAUUGUGGUGUUGGAGGUGGUGUCUGGAAGGAGAGCUAUUGAUCUUACAUACCCAGAUGACCAAAUCAUCUUGCUUGAUUGGGUUAGAAGGCUUAGUGAUGAAAGGAAGCUAGUUGAUGCUAGGGAUGCAAGGCUAAUGGAUGGUUCCAACAAGGUUUUUGAGAUGGAGCACCUGAUUCACAUAAGCCUCUUGUGCACACUCCAUGACCCACAAUUUAGACCAAGCAUGAAGUGGAUUGUGGAAGCACUUUCUGACAUGUCAAACAAAUUGCCAACACUCCCUUCAUUUCACUCCCAUCCUAUGUAUGUCUCUUUGUCUUCAUCAUCAGAAACUAGUCCAAGCAGCACAAAAGGCACAGGCUCAAGUUCAGGCUCAGGAUCAGCAACAGAGAAUGCUAGCAUUAGCAAUCAUACUUGUUUAAAUUCCAAGUAUGUCACAGCCACAGGAGACACUGUUUAUGUAACUGCUGAAGUUGAACCAAGAAGCAGUGGAAUGAGCUCUUCUAAGAGUAGAAAGAUCAUGCAUAGGCAACCAUCAUUUCCUGUGGUUGAAACUCCUAGGGAGAUACCAUACAAGGAUAUUGUUUCAGCGACUGACAAUUUCUCUGACUCAAAAAGGGUGGCAGAGCUAGACUUCGGAACUGCCUACCAUGGCAUCCUUGAUGGACACUAUCAUGUCAUGGUGAAACGCCUUGGCUUGAAAACAUGCCCUGCAUUGCGCCAAAGAUUCUCCAAUGAACUAAAGAACUUGGCAAGACUUCACCACAGGAAUUUGGUGCAGCUUAGAGGGUGGUGCACUGAGCAUGGAGAGAUGCUUGUGGUUUAUGAUUACUACUCAGCUAGAAGAAUUCUGAGUCACCAACUUCACCAUCAUAACAAUGGUAGAAAUGGUUGUAAUUCUGUCCUCAAAUGGCAUCACAGAUAUAACAUAGUGAAAUCACUUGCAUCUGCACUUCUCUAUCUGCAUGAAGAAUGGGAUGAACAAGUCAUUCACAGGAACAUAACCUGUUCAGCUAUCAUUCUUGAACAUGACAUGAAUCCAAGACUAGGUAGCUUUGCUCUGGCUGAAUUCUUGUCAAGGAAUGAGCAUGGCCAUCAUGUAAUCACUGAUAGGAGAAAAUCGGUUCGUGGGAUUUUUGGCUACAUGUCACCGGAAUAUGUGGAAUCCGGCGAGGCAACCGCUGCUGCUGAUGUUUAUAGUUUUGGUGUGGUAGUGCUUGAAGUUGUAACUGGACAUAUGGCUGUGGAUUUUAGGCAACCAGAGGUGCUGUUGGUAAAGAAGGUUCAUGAAUUUGAGAUGAGAAAAAGACCACUUGAGGCAUUAGCUGAUAUAGGACUAAAUGGUGGGUAUAAUUACAAAGAACUAAUGAGAUUGGUAAAGUUAGGAGUUGCAUGCACCCGUUCUGACCCGACAUUAAGACCAAGCACUAGACAAAUUGUAAGCAUUCUUGAUGGCAAUGACAAAUUAAUCAUGGAGGAGAGCAUGGAGAGCAUGGAAGAAUGGAGACUAAGAAAUGCUUGUUCUUUGUCACUGGUUAAGAGAAUCCAAGCUCUAGGAAUACAAUGAAAAGUUGCACAAGAAAAUGC